AUGGAUAUACCCGAGCAUAUGAGAAACUUUGUCACGGCCAUGCAACAAGUCUAUCUGUUUCCGAUGACUUUAGACGGCGAACUCGACUGGAAGCCACCACCCAUGAAAGACGGCCAUCGUGGACGGCAUCUCUGGACUGAUGCUUUUGGUGUCCUCAACUUCAUCACGCUGUUCAAGGAAACGUCACAGCCUCACUUCUUGGUACUGGCGGCUAUACUUGUGGAGACAGUGCACGACGUACUAGGCCGGACUCGGGAUCUUUCUGCGCGGCUACCAGGGGCCUCGGACAUGUCUCCGUUGGCUGGUGGAUUGCGCAUAGGCAAGACUGAAGCCUUUGGGUCCGAUGGAGAUGGACAAUAUCAUCACUAUCUGACUCUGUGGAUGCUGGCGCUGAACAGACUUUGUGUUGCAACAGGCGAAAGAAGUUACAACGACCAAGCUGUGGUACUGGCUCAAGCGAUACAUCCUGCUUUUGUGUAUCAGCGAGACUCUGCACACCCGAGUAUGGUCUGGAAGAUGUCGAUGGACUUAUCCCAUCCUCUUGGUCGUGGUGAGGGCAAUAUGGAUCCUAUCAACGGUCUUGUCAUCUUCAAGAUUCUGCAAAAAACCAACGGCGACAUGAAUGUGUUGCGAGACGAGAUCAUGGACUAUCAGAGGAUUGUUGACCAAAAGGGUAAAGCUUACGCCUCUUCCGAUACUCUGGAUCUAGGUAUGGUGCUCUGGGCCGCCCACUGGCAUGCAAAUGAGUACGACUGGGCAUCAGACCUCGCGAAUGCCGUAGUUCGUGAUAUGCGGAUAUUGUAUCACGAAACGCAUUACCUCGAUAUGCCAAUUGACCAACGUCUGGCGUUCAGGGAAUUUGGAACCUGCUUAGGCAUCAACAGCCAUCCCACUCAUGAGUUGAGGCCGGUCAGAGACGACAUAAUCGUGGCAUGGGAGACAGCAGGCAGGGUGCCUGUACCGAUCAAGAAUGUCGAUAUGGAAUCUCUUGAGCCCAUCGAUUUGGUCAUGUACGCUGCAGCAUUAUGUUCAGGAGCGUUCGAAAGAGAUUAUCUGAAUUAA
Molecule: messenger RNA, 1062 nt
Organism: Aureobasidium subglaciale EXF-2481
Lineage: Eukaryota; Fungi; Ascomycota; Dothideomycetes; Dothideales; Saccotheciaceae
Exons: 3
Coding region: 1-1062 (353 amino acids)
Source: RefSeq, a predicted model, not a curated record